AGUAUCACCCGGAGUCACGGCUGUUGCCUCGUAAGACUUUAGAUGCAGCCCGCCACCGGGAGAAACUGGAGGGAAUCCGCAAUACACAGGAACCAAGAAGGGCUACGUGACAGGGGGUGCCCCGCAGCUCUCAGCCGCCGGCACUCCCAGCCCUGGGUUUCCCGCCAAUCUCAGUUCCUAGAUCUUCCCAGGCUCCGCCCGCCGCCGAGCGGUCGGAGAGUUUAAGGAAGGGGAAGUGUUGCAAGCCUAUCGAUAUCUCUGGAAUAGACUGCGCUACCCUGCGCCGCCGCCAUCAGACUCCCGCAGACUUCUCUGUAGAUCGCUGAGCGAUACUUUCGGCAGCACCUCCUUGAUUCUCAGUUUUGCUGGAGGCCGCAACCAGGCCCGCGCCGCCAACAUGUUUCGAAAUCAGUACGACAAUGAUGUCACUGUUUGGAGCCCGCAGGGCAGGAUUCAUCAAAUUGAAUAUGCAAUGGAAGCUGUUAAACAAGGUUCAGCCACAGUUGGUCUGAAAUCAAAAACUCAUGCAGUGUUGGUUGCAUUGAAAAGGGCGCAAUCAGAGCUUGCAGCUCAUCAGAAAAAAAUUCUCCAUGUUGACAACCAUAUUGGUAUCUCAAUUGCGGGGCUUACUGCUGAUGCUAGACUGUUAUGUAAUUUUAUGCGUCAGGAGUGUUUGGAUUCCAGAUUUGUAUUUGAUAGACCACUGCCUGUGUCUCGUCUUGUAUCUCUAAUUGGAAGCAAGACCCAGAUACCAACACAACGAUAUGGCCGGAGACCAUAUGGUGUUGGGCUGCUUAUUGCCGGUUAUGAUGAUAUGGGCCCUCACAUUUUCCAAACCUGUCCAUCUGCUAAUUAUUUUGACUGCAGAGCCAUGUCCAUUGGAGCCCGAUCCCAGUCAGCUCGUACUUACUUGGAGAGACAUAUGUCUGAAUUUAUGGAGUGCAAUUUAAAUGAACUAGUUAAACAUGGUCUGCGUGCCUUAAGAGAGACACUUCCUGCAGAACAGGACCUAACUACAAAGAAUGUUUCCAUUGGAAUUGUUGGUAAAGACUUGGAGUUUACAAUCUAUGAUGAUGAUGAUGUGUCUCCCUUCCUCGAAGGUCUUGAAGAAAGGCCACAGAGAAAGGCACAGCCUGCUCAACCUGCUGAUGAACCUGCAGAAAAGGCUGAUGAACCAAUGGAACAUUAAGUGAUAAGCCAGUCUAUAUAUGUAUUAUCAAAUAUGUAAGAAUAUAGGCACCACAUACUGAUGACAAUAAUCUAUACUUUGAACCAAAAGUUGCAGAGUGGUGGAAUGCUAUGUUUUAGGAAUCAGUCCAGAUGUGAGUUUUUUCCAAGCAACCUCACUGAAACCUAUAUAAUGGAAUACAUUUUUCUUUGAGAGGGUCUGUAUAAUCAUUUUCUAGAAAGUAUGGGUAUCUAUACUAAUGUUUUUAUAUGAAGAAUAUAGGUGUCUUUGUGGUUUUAAAGACAACUGUGAAAUAAAAUUGUUUCAAUGCCUGGUA
Messenger RNA from Mandrillus leucophaeus (drill), 1505 nucleotides. It is a transcript of the gene PSMA1, whose product is annotated as proteasome (prosome, macropain) subunit, alpha type, 1. The record is from RefSeq and is a predicted model, not a curated record. Gene Ontology annotation, cellular component: nucleus; proteasome core complex, alpha-subunit complex; proteasome core complex. NCBI's taxonomy places the organism in Eukaryota, Metazoa, Chordata, Mammalia, Primates, Cercopithecidae. The coding region runs from base 398 to 1189 and encodes 263 amino acids. The transcript is spliced from 10 exons. Gene Ontology annotation, biological process: ubiquitin-dependent protein catabolic process.